AUGGAGUCUUUGGCAGAGACACCAUGGGAUGUCACAAUCUCUGGUACGGGGCUAGCUCAAUCACUUCUAGCACUCGCACUUUCCCGGUCGGGUAAGAAGGUACUUCACGUUGACCGUAAUCCCUUUUACGGCGGCUCGGAGGCGGCUUUCAGCCUGCAGGAGGCUGAGGACUGGGCUGCUCGGGUGAACCACGAACCUGAGUCGUUCCCUGUUGAAGACGUAACUAUCUUCAAACCGCAGCAAUCAGCAGAUAUCAAGGCUCACCUUGGCCCCUCCCGAGCAUAUACGCUAACAUUGUCUCCACAACUUAUCUACUGUCGGUCUCGGUUACUGCCCACGCUAGUAUCCUCAAAGGUUUACCGGCAGCUUGAGUUUCAAGCUGUCGGCAGCUGGUGGAUAUCCAAGCCAUCGGACGAGGCAGUGACCGGAGCUAGCACAAAUAGCGGCCCUUCUCCAGAUCUGUACCGUGUCCCAAGCAGCCGCGAGGAUGUCUUCGCUGAUGACGUUAUGAACGUCAAGUCAAAAAGGACAUUGAUGAGGUUUCUCCGCCACAUUGCCAAGCCGCCUCAAGAUGAAGCUGUAUCUGGAGCAGAGGACUUGAGCGGCUCGUUCCCGGAUUAUCUGUCCUCGAAAUUCCAAAUGCCUUCUCAGCUCUAUGAUCCUCUUCUGUCGCUUUCAUUAGCCCAGGCCUCCCCACUUGAGACAUCGGCCGAAUAUGCGGUAGCUCGCAUCAAACGGCAUCUCACCUCGAUUGGUGUUUUUGGCCCUGGGUUUGGAAGCCUGUUGGCCAAAUGGGGAGGUGGGUCAGAAAUUGCUCAAGUGGGCUGCCGAGCUCUCGCAGUCGGAGGUGGGGUGUAUGUCUUGGACGCCGGGAUCGACUCUGUCAAAGAUUUUGAUGAGCCCGACAGUGGUGAUUCAGACCGCGUCCAAGUGCAUCUUUCCAAUGAAGAAUCAAUCAAGACGCGGUUUUUGGUUGGUUCGAACUGGGAUCUUCCAGCCGAUGUUCUUGAUCCUCCUCGUUGUGACAAAGCCUCGCGAUCGAUCACGAUUGUGUCAUCGUCCCUUGAGAACCUCUUCCCAGUCACUGCAGAAGGCGGCCCAAUUCCUGCUGGCGCCGUUGUAGUCUUCCCUGGAAACACUCUAGGCCAAAAAGACGACUCGCCUCCGGUGUACAUUCUUGUUCACUCGAGCGAGACUGGCGAAUGUCCACCUGGACAAAGUGUCUUGUACUCCAGUGUUUCCAUGUCGGGACCUGAUGGUCAAUUGCUUUUAGAAAAAGCUGUACAAAAACUUCUCGAAUCCAGUUCGGAUUUGGACGCGAGGAUCUUAUGGUCUCUACGUUACACUCAAUUGGGACGGGCUGGUGAGAGCAUGCGCAACGCCCAGGCAGCCCAACUUGGCAGCCCGUCUGCGAACAUACUCUGCUUCCCACCUCCCAGUCUUGAUCUAGCCUUUGAUGACACACUCAUUGACGUCGUCAAGGACGCCUGGAGGAGAAUCGUUGGCGAUGAUGCCCCCGAUGAUUUCAUGAAGUUCGAGGACCGAGAGGGUAUCUCUGAUGCUGAAUGA
This is a messenger RNA of Aspergillus clavatus NRRL 1, 1569 nucleotides long. RefSeq names its product putative Rab geranylgeranyl transferase escort protein. Lineage: Eukaryota; Fungi; Ascomycota; Eurotiomycetes; Eurotiales; Aspergillaceae. Gene Ontology annotation, molecular function: GDP-dissociation inhibitor activity. The record is from RefSeq and is a predicted model, not a curated record. Gene Ontology annotation, biological process: vesicle-mediated transport; small GTPase-mediated signal transduction; protein geranylgeranylation. Gene Ontology annotation, cellular component: cytoplasm; Rab-protein geranylgeranyltransferase complex; cytosol. The transcript is spliced from 4 exons. Bases 1 to 1569 code for a protein of 522 amino acids.